AUGCUAGCUCACGCGAGCGACUCGGAGCGACGGCAGCUGGAGUCGUUUUACCCUGAACUACGGAGCGGCACGGACGACUUUGAUGAGGUCCCAAUGGACGGCGAUGAUUUGGCGACGAUCGACUUGGACGACCCUCCACUGUUCUUCCUCCACGUCGGUCGCGACUGGCUUGAAGCUGACGUCACCACGUCGACUAACAGCAUCGAUUUCGGCCUUAUAGGCUGUCAGCUCUCUUCCGCUGAUUUCGUCGGCUUGCGCGAGGUACCGCACGCGGCGGCCUCCGCAGAUCUCCCCUCCGCGGAUCUUCAUCUCCAACCGCCGACUUCCGCCGCCAAAUCCGCUUCCGCAGCAGCCGCCGCCGCCGCCGCCGCUUCGCGACGCCCGCGUGCCUUCUUAUCGUCGCUGCUCGUGCCCUCCGCUAAGCUCGCUGGCGGCGCAGCGACGCGCAAGUCCGCGUCGGGAUCCGCUGCUGCCGCCUUGGCUGGCGGAACGAACGGCGUGGCGCGCACGCGGCACAGCGUGCCGGAUGGGGGUGAACGGCACGGCGCGCGGGAUACAGGGCGCGCGCAGAAGACGGGGGAGGGUAAUGGCGUGGCUUUGAACGGCGGAAAAGGGGGUUUCGGUGAAAGGGAAGAGCAGAGUGGGGGGCGGCGGGGGACCUGGACUUGCGGAGAGAACCAGGGGAAGGCGGUAGGCGGAUGGUCGGAGCGGGGCCUGCGCACGUGGGAGAUACUGUGGAAGGACAGCCGGUGGGACGGGCCCAUGCGACGACUGACCUUCUCGUGCAACGCCAGCGGGUACAAGGCGAUAGAGAGCAAGAUAAGCGAGUGGGCAGCAGCAGCGCACAGCACGGCCAUCAUGAUUGACGCCAGCAAGGCCGCCAUCCGCGCCCGCUCCUCCUCCUCCGCCUCCGCCUCCUCCCUCUCCUCCUCCACUGCCCCUCACCGCCCCAGCACAGGCGGUACGGCAGUAGCAGCAGGGGCCGCAGGGACGAGCAGAGCACGAGCAGCAAACGGUGGAGUCAGCAGGGGAAGAGGCUUGGGUUUGAGGGGAAUGCUGCGGAGCCCGUCAGAUGGUGCAGUAUCAGAAAGGGGUGCAGUGGGGAUGCGCAUGGGGGCGUCACAAGAGGGGGUGGGGGGCGAGGCUGUGCCGAGUGGGGAGUCGACGGUGGGCGGGUGGGCUGUGUUCUACGGCUCCCUACCCGCCAACGACGUUGCUGCCAUUGCCAUGCCGCCACACGCCGAGCAACCACGGGAUGCAGCAGAGGAGCAGGCCCAGGGUAGGGCUCGCGAGCAGGAGGAGGAGAAGGUAGAGGAUGUGAGGAGGGGAGCUGAGGAGCAGCAAGCAGCAGCGGUGCAGGGUGUGGGGAGUGAGAGGGGCGAGAGGCCAUGUGGUGCUGGGGAACUGUUGGUGGAAGGAGGCUGUGCACGCAUGCCAGGAGGAGGGGGUGAGGAGCCGACUGUGUGUGAGGGAGAGAAAGCGGCGAAAGAGGUGGACUCGGGUGCGGUGCAAGAGAAUGGCAUGUCGGAGGAGGGGUUGAGGGGCAGUGAACCGGCAAAGGGGGGCAGCAGUUCUGGUGAGGAGAGAGAGGGGGGCAAUGGGGAGGAGGUAGUGGCGAAGGAAGAGGAGGUCCGGGAGGUGGCAGAAGAAGGGGGGGAGGAGGAGAAGGACGAAGUGGAGGAAGAGGAGGAGGAUGAGGAGUGCAGUGUGAUUCGGUGGGGUUCAGUGGCGGUGGAGGGCCGGUUCCUCCCCUCUCGGGAUGCUCCGUCGCAGCUCUUAUCCGAUGGCAACUGCAAAGCGCUGGCAGUGGCACUGCCUGCUCGCCUGCGCACGGCCCGGUGGACGCUGCUGUACAGCACUGCCAGGGACGGCAUCAGUCUGGCCACGCUGUACCGCAAAGUGGCGAAGAAGGGGCCUUCGCUGCUCAUUGUGCGCGAUUCUCGCAAGCAUGUGUUUGGCUGCUUUACAUCAGAGGAAUGGAAGGCCUCUACCCGUUAUUAUGGCAAUGGGGAGUGCUUUGCCUUCCAGGUGCGGCCUCGGCUGAUGGCUUUCCGGUGGACACGGGUGAACGCACUGUUCAUGCUCUCCAGCGCCAACUCCCUCGCUCUCGGUGGCGGGGAUCACUACAGCCUGCUGCUGCAGUCUGACCUGCUGUCAGGCUACAGUGGACCCUGUUCCACCUUUGGCAGCUGCUCCCUCUCAAGCACGGAGGACUUCAAUGUGACACAUGUGGAGUGGCGAACUCUAGUGGAGAUUUGUCUUAGUGCCAGCAGCAGCGUUGAGUCUCUCCCCUCUCGUCCGUGUGUGUCGAGGCAUAAAGGUGUCCCUUCGUCUCUCCGCUGGUCGCAACCCCACCAAGCCGCGCCAGGGUUGCGAUACUUGAGACGCUCCAACCACGGGUUGCUGGGGGCCGGCGUGCGCGCGUGGGGUCCUGACAGGAAUCCACCGCCGAGUGCGCCGUCCGUGCCGGCGGUAAACACGCGGGAAGGUGGUGUUGUAGCUGACGGGGAGGAUGGCGCGUUGGGUGAUGGGUCUCCUCACGGGCAAGGGGGGAAGGUGAACCAAGUGAAAGGUCCGGAAGGGGAGGAGGAGGUGGGGUUGGGAGAGGGUGUGGGCGAGGACCUGGGUUUGGGAUUAGAUGGAAACAGAGGGACUGAAUACAUCGUUGGUGAUUACAUUGGAGACGGUGAGUUGGAGCGAUUGGUGCGCGACAUUGCGACGAUUGAACGACAGAACGACACGAUGGUGCGGCAGGUGUCGGAGUACACGCGCAUGCUGGCGGAGGCGUCGCGGAAGCUGAGCAUGUGCGCGCAGUCGACGCGCAUCGAGGCGGCGAAGCUGAAGAAAGUCGCGCGGCUGCAGCAAGCUGCGGAGGUGCGCCGCUUGGGGGAGAUGCGCUUGGCGGCAGCGGCAGAGGCGCGCCGGCAGGAGGAGGAGCGGCGUCGGGAAAGCAUGCGCGCGGCCGCGGAGUGGCAGGCGGAGAGACUCGCCGCGCAGCAACGUGCCGCGGAAGCGGCAGCGUCUCUCUCCACAAGCGCAGCCCCGGCGGAAGCGGGAGCAGGCAGAAACGGGGCGCUUGUGCAGGGCAUGGAGAGCGUGGGGGCGGCGCAGGGGAGGGCGGACCUGCAAGGGGUUGGCGCUGCCAGUGUUGAUGCGGUGCAGGCUGCGCCUGAGGCGACGGCGGCUACUGCUGCGUCUCCCCUCACUUCUUCACCUACUAAUGCUGCAGCAGGGCAAGCAGCAGCAGUAGCAUAUCUUGAAGUCGCUGGGGCACCACCGACAGAGGCAUCAACCCCUACAGCACCACCAGGCGUAGUGGUGGCUGCAGCAGCGGCAGCAGCGGCGGCUGCUGCUUCCUCCGCUGCGCCCGCACGUGCAGUGGACGGUGCUGCGCAGGCGAGCGAAGGCGCAAUAAGAGUACCACAGGCGCAAGAAUCAGACGCAGAGGGCGACAGUGGGUCGGAAUGGAGCACAGAGGCAGUGCAGGCCUCCGAGGGGGAGGAGGAGGAGGAGGACACAUCCGUGGUGACAGAAACGACCCAGUGCUCCAUCGACCAUCCAGGCGCGCUCUCGUGUCUCACCACCACCAUCCGCAAGGACGACCGCAACCGCCAGGCCGUGGUGACCCUCGAGGCCACCGUGCAGUGCGCGGGCGACGCGUGCCUCACCUCCGCGCCGUCGCUCGGCGCGGACGACUACGCCGCGCUGGCCAUCGCCACUAUCGCGGACGCCGCCACGCAGAUGCGGCGGGAGCAGCGGCUGCAGCCGGGCGGCGAGGCGGGGGACCCGGCGGCGAGCGAGAGGAGGAGGCGGAUUGAGGAGCUGCUGGCGAAGGGGCACGUGGUGAAGGCGCGGCCUGUGGAGCCGCCGUCGAGGUUCGGCCAUGAGAGCUUCCUCGUGCGCCUGCGCUCGCCAGACACCAAGGAAGAGAUCGACGCCAUGUUCAAGCCGCGGGUGGAGGGCGAUGCUGAGGGGUGGCACAGAGCGCCAAUAGAGUGGGUGGCAUACGAGCUCAACCUGCUGCUGGGCAUGGACUACAUUCCCCCGGUGGCGUACCGCACAGGCGGAGUGGAGCUCACUCUCAGCCGCUCAUCUGACCACAGCAACUCGCAGCACCACCACCACGAGCAGCACCAGCAGCAGCAGGAGCAGCACACAGUGCGGUACGAGGAGGGCGCGUUCAUCUACUGGGUGCCACACACCAAGGAGCUGCGCAAGGUGGCGGCGGCGUCGUGGGGCGUGUCUGUGGCGCACCUGCUGAGUGACACGCGCAUCCUGGACGUGCUGCUGAACAACAGCGACAGGCACCACGGGCACUUUCUCUUCGGCCAGCACUGGACGGAUGGCACCAUGCGCCCCGUGCUCAUUGACCAUGCUGCUGGCUUUCGACGGGAGGCGGUGGUGCUGAUGGAGCAUGAGAACGCGUUUCAGACGGGGUCCAUCCGGUGUGUGAGUGCGCACACGUACUUGCGCCUGCGCUUCCUGGACCGCUCCAUCCUCGCCCUCAAGUUCAGCGGCAUGCUCAGCGAGCAGGAGAUCACCGACCUCAUCACCCGCAGGGACCAGGUACUGAGGUAUCUGGACCAUCUGGUGAAGGAGAGGGGCUACCAGCGCACUGUCGUGGAUUAG
Molecule: messenger RNA, 4629 nt
Organism: Closterium sp. NIES-65
Lineage: Eukaryota; Viridiplantae; Streptophyta; Zygnematophyceae; Desmidiales; Closteriaceae
Source: the annotation of a GenBank genome assembly